Acipenser ruthenus (sterlet) is the source of this 2680-nucleotide messenger RNA. RefSeq names its product CCR4-NOT transcription complex, subunit 10 (gene cnot10). Gene Ontology annotation, biological process: mRNA catabolic process; negative regulation of translation. NCBI's taxonomy places the organism in Eukaryota, Metazoa, Chordata, Actinopteri, Acipenseriformes, Acipenseridae. Gene Ontology annotation, cellular component: CCR4-NOT complex. Gene Ontology annotation, molecular function: protein binding. The transcript has 19 exons. The record is from RefSeq and is a predicted model, not a curated record. The coding region runs from base 274 to 2499 and encodes 741 amino acids.
AUGUGUCCCAUUGAUUGUGGGUAAAUUUCAUGGCGGAAAGUUGAGAGGAGUUGGUUUGGUUAUACCAGAGAAGUAAAUAACUCGCUUUAUUCCUCGUGAAAAUAUUUUCCAGAUUAAAACAUUUUGGAAAAAGCAGACCUAUUUCUACAUACUAUCAGCUGAAGUGUCAAUAAAUAUCGUAGAUAUUUGCUGGAACACGGUUUCAUCCAAGACAUCGCCCGAAAGAAGACUGCCACAAUAUAUUUUGACACAUUUUCACAAACAUCUGAAGAAAUGUCGGACAACAAUGUAGCAGCAGAGCAAGGAACUGAAGGAAAACAUGAGAGCAAUACUUCAACCUCUGGAGUGGCAGACGAAGAAAAAGAACUGGCAACUGAUGCAUUUAAGGCCUUCUCUUCUGGAAAUUAUGAUACUUGUUUGCAACAUCUAACAAGCCUACAGGAGGUCAACAAGGAUGACUACAAAAUUGCUAUGAACAAGGCAAUAGCAGAGUUUUAUAAAAGUGGCCAGACCACAACAGUCACCUUAAAGCAGAUACUUGCUGCAAUGAAAACCCAGGUCCAUGCUGCAGUAGAGGAAAUUGAUGGUUUGGAUGAUGUUGAAAACAGCUUUCUUUACUACAAUCAAGCAAUUAUACACUACCACAUGUGUCAGUACACAGAAGCCAUCACAAUAGGAGAGAAGCUGUAUCAGUUUCUGGAACCUUUUGAAGAGAAGUUUGCUCAGGCUGUUUGCUUCUUGCUUGUGGACCUUUAUCUACUGACAUUCCAGCCAGAGAAAGCAUUGCAUCUUAUUGCGGUCCUGGAGAAAUUGACCAUACAGGGAAACAACAAAAAUGGCAAAAACGAGACUGCAAACAAAGAAGGUUCAAAUCAGAAGGCAGAAUAUAUUGCUAUGUUUGAGGCAGCUAAAUCCAAAAUUCAUCAGUAUAAAGUAAGGGCUUAUAUUCAGAUGAAGUCUUUGAAGACCUGCAAAAGGGAAAUCAAGUCAGUCAUGAAUACAGCUGGAAAUUCUGCUCCCUCCCUUUUCCUAAAAAGUAAUUUUGAGUAUUUGAGGGGUAACUAUCGGAAAGCAGUAAAGUUGUUGAACAGCUCUAACAUUGCUGAGCACCCAGGCGUCAUGAAAACUGGUGAAUGUGUACGGUGUAUGUUUUGGAACAAUCUUGGUUGCAUUCAUUUUUCUAUGGGAAAGCACAACCUAGGAAUUUUCUACUUCAAAAAGGCUCUUCAGGAAAACGAUCACACAUGUUCACAGCUAGCUGCCAGUGGCACUGGGCAAGCUAAGAAGUUUUCCAGCAUCCCGAUGUGCACCCUUCUAGCUAAUAAGCGCUACGAGCUGCUGUACAACUGUGGAAUCCAGCUCCUACACAUAGGGAGGCCCCUGGCAGCCUUUGAAUGCCUGAUUGAAGCAGUGCAAGUUUACCAUUCAAAUCCACGGCUCUGGCUGCGGCUGGCAGAAUGCUGCGUAGCUGCAAACAAGGGAACUUCAGAGCAAGAGACCAAAGGCCUUCCAAGCAAAAAGGGAAUCGUGCAGUCAAUUGUUGGUCAAGGAUAUCAUCGCAAGAUAAUUCUAGCUUCACAAUCAACACAGAACAUAGUAUACAAUGAUGGUCAGUCUGCAGCAAUCCCUGUUGCUAGCAUGGAGUUUGCUGCUAUCUGCCUGAGGAACGCCUUGCUCCUGCUGCCUGAAGAUCAACAGGAGGCAAAGUCAGAGAACGGCUCUAAAAACUCAAGCCAGUCUAGCAGUGUGGAAAGCAGCAGUGAGGGCAGCGAAGCCUGCAGUGGUAAAGGUCAGGAAGGAGAUAAGUUCAUCCCAUCUCCUCCUUCAUCCCCACUGAGGAAACAGGAACUCGAAAACUUAAGGUGCUCUGUUCUGGCCUGCAGCGCUUAUGUAGCUCUGGCUCUCGGAGAUAACCUCCUGGCUUUGAAUCAUGCAGAGAAACUUCUACAGCAGCUCAAGUUGUCGGGGUCACUAAAAUUUCUGGGCCACUUGUAUGCAGCCGAGGCUCUCAUCUCUUUGGACAGGAUCGCUGAUGCCAUUAGUCACUUGAACCCUGAGAACGUCACUGAUGUUUCCCUGGGGAUCUCUUCAAACGAACAAGAUCAAGGGUCUGACAAGGGAGAAAAUGAGCCAAUGGAGUCCUCAGGAAAGCAGACUCCACUGUGCUACCCCAACUCUGUGACAUCAGCUCGAGCAAUGAUGUUGUUCAAUCUUGGCAGUGCCUACUGUCUGAGAAGUGAAUAUGAGAAGGCCCGAAAAUGUCUCCAUCAGGCUGCUUCGAUGGUUCAGACAAAAGAGAUUCCACCCGAGGCAAUUCUGCUGGCAGUUUACCUUGAACUACAGAAUGGAAACACACAGCUGGCUCUGCAGAUUAUAAAAAGAAAUCAGCUACUUCCCUCCAUCAAAACCCUGUCUCCUGAUGUACGGAAGAAACCAGCAGUGAUCCAGCCCAUCCAGCCUAUUCAAAUGCCUGCUUUCACCACAGUGCAGCGCAAGUGAGGAAGGAAGAGACAGAGCCCGCCCCACUUAGAAACACAACACUUCUCCCAUCUGUUUGUUCUAAGCCAAAAAUAGCACCUUCAACCAACUAGGUCCUACUCCGUUAUACAUUUUUAUUUUAUUUCAUUACAAAAGUAAAAUAAAAAAAAAUAAUAAAAAAGUGGUAAAAUAAAUGAAUGAG